This is a messenger RNA of Lithohypha guttulata, 870 nucleotides long. RefSeq lists its product as uncharacterized. The transcript has 2 exons. The record is from RefSeq and is a predicted model, not a curated record. The coding region runs from base 1 to 870 and encodes 289 amino acids. Lineage: Eukaryota; Fungi; Ascomycota; Eurotiomycetes; Chaetothyriales; Trichomeriaceae.
AUGUUGGCUUCAAAGCUUUCCAAAAGACUCGCGAAUCACCUUUCAGGCAUAGACAUCCAGAGAUACAGCCGAGUUUCACCAUCUAGAUUGGCAGAAAGCGCUUUACCGAAGAUUGGUCUAAUCGAGCUGGUUUCCGCUGAAGACUUCUCACAGCUCUAUGAUGAGCUCUACACUGCCAUGUUCCCACAUCAGGGAGAACGCGAAAGAUCAAGCCUCAUCGUUGAACGUCUGCAGAAAGAAUUCGCUGGAUGUCGUCAGAACUUAGCACCCUACCGAAUCAUCGGCAUUCGAGACUACGAGGGUAAAGCAAUCGGUGCUGCUCAAUUUUCGGUACUGCUACUGGCUGGCAACAAGUAUGCGGUUCCCUACGUGCAAUACAUCUAUGUACGUGAAAAGAAUCGCAGACAGGACAUGGCCGAGCUGCUUCACACUCUGACGUUGGCUGUGGCCACAGCGGAUGCUGCGCAGCGUACAGUACCUUUCGAGUUGUUUGAGACAGAGCCGCCCAAUCAUGGAGACGAUGAAAAUCGUAAGACGAACGCAACGCAACGUGCAUUAAUUCAUGCAAAAGCAGGUGCUAUAGCGAUCAUGCUUCAUAGACCCAAUAAUGGUGCCCUCAUCAGUCCUCAUGUGCAACCCGGCCUUGAAAUUGGGGACCCUCCUUUGUCGUUGGUGUGGGCUAUUCGACCCUCACCUGCUAUUACUGACAAAAACAUCGAUAUCGUGGAACUAGGUCUGACUCUGGUCGCAGCAUACUACCAAUCACUUAGGGACGAAGGAUUUCCCGAAGCCAACAUUCGAGUCGCAGAAGAGAUUGUCGCACUUGAGGACGAAUUAUCGGCAGAUUACACAAGUACCAUGACUGCCUGA